AUGUCGAGUUCGAAUGCAAUUCAAGAAUCACAAGGUAGCUUUACUAUAGAUGAAAUUCAUUCGCUCACUUCGCCACGACGGCAAUUGGAACCAACAUCAUCAAAAAGAAAAAGUAGAACUACUUUAAAAUCUCCUAAUGUUAAUCGCAAGAAAAGUGAAUCAAAAUCUCCUUCUAGAUCAAAAUCAAAAUCUCCUUCGAGAUCCAGAUCAAAAUCUCCUUCUAGGUCCAGAUCAAACUCUCCUUCUAGAUCUAAAUCGAAAUCUCCUUCGAGAUCUAGAUCGAAAUCUUCUUCGAGAUCUAGAUCGAAAUCUUCUUCGAGAUCUAGUAGUGUUAGUAGUGUCGGUAGUAGUGUAAGAGCUCAAUCUAAAUCUCCAGUUAGAAAAUCUCGAAAAAGAAUACGUAGAUUCCUUUCUAGAUCUUCAUCUGCAUCUUCAAUUCCUCGAUCGCCUUCUGGGAAAUACGUAUUUAUACGAAAAGGUCGUGGACCGAAAGGGAAAACCAGUUUGAUCGAUAACGGAAAAGUACUUAAACAUGUCUAUGGUUUAAACACUUUACGUUUAAAAAUGGCUGGAAAUGAAAAAUUCAAAGAAACUCGUCCACCAGUUAAAGUGUGUCGUUAUUUACUAAGUCAUUGCGCUCGUAAACAUUUAAGACCGAGAGAUUUAAUUCCGAGAGAUACGCUCAUCACGAUCAAGAAGAAAUUUGUAGGAAACGACCGUUAA
Molecule: messenger RNA, 723 nt
Organism: Uloborus diversus
Lineage: Eukaryota; Metazoa; Arthropoda; Arachnida; Araneae; Uloboridae
Exons: 1
Coding region: 1-723 (240 amino acids)
Source: RefSeq, a predicted model, not a curated record